AUGUCCAACCUUCUUGACCUGCCUGAAGAGAUCCUCGAGAUCAUCAUCUUCCUCGUCUUCACACCAGCAUCAUACUCCGGUGACGGUGCGAAGCUCGUCACGCUACUGCCGGUCUUGUCUGUGCACUCUGUGUUUUAUCGCAUUGGCGUUCCCCUCCUCUACCGUGCGAUAUCGCUUCCGAAUAGCGAAACGGCAUACCUCCUCUGCCGAACACUCGACACCGCACCCAGCUACGCAAAACAUAUCAGGGUGCUGCAUGCAGCUGCUGUUUUCCCUUCACUGCCCUUCAUACUCCGGUACAUCGCAUUGGCGGAAACGCACCUGGACGUCCUCUCUCUUGCGCUGGAUGCGCCCUCGAAUGCGCAGUUGGCGACCUUUGCGUUGAAGCAUGCCGUGGAACUCGAAGCGUGGUCGCUGGAUGUAGGGAAUCCCGGACUUGCGAUAUGCCGCGCUAUCGCUUCAGGGCUUUUACAGCUCAAACCUGGCCCCCGCGAGUUCGUCAUCUCCCGCAAUCGACCUCCUCUUCCUCGGGAUCGGGAGCGUCUCCAAAUGCUAGAUGCAGCUAUCGGAGAGACACUCCCGACAUGGGAUGGUCUUCGUUCUAUUGUCAUUGCGUUUAGGCUACCGGGUGAUAGUAGCAUGCCCGCUGGCCUUGCACGCGCACCCAGGCUUGAACGCAUCCGGACACCAUUGCCGGCCGUAUGGCACGAAGCUUUGCUCAUCGCUUCUGGCAAUCCCGCCCUGAAACGACUAGCCGUGACCGUGACGCAUGUCAAGUCUAGGACGCGCGCGGGACCUGUCUUCGUCCCAGUGCCCGGGCGCGUGAAGGAUUCCUGGCCAUCGUCGUUUCCAGCCGGGAUCCCAGGACCGCCGCUGACGAAUGCCUCAGACGCCACCACCUACUCUAGUGCAUUGACCGACGCGACGGAUGAUAGAAGACCAUCGUUGGCAAACCGCUUGCGGGCCCCGGUCGAGAUUGUGUCACCAUUUGGGACGUUCCAUGACAGGACUGAACGCGUGCUCGAGACAGAACAGCACUCCCUUAGUCGGCAACAGGUUCUGCAAGAUGUGAGAGGAGGCAUCUCUGCGUGGUUACUCGAGGCACGAAAGCAUCCUCGACUGCUCGAGCUGAUGCUCGCAGAAAGUGAUACGGUGGAGAAUAGUAACUUCGAGCCAGAUAUCGUCGGAUAUAGUAUUAGUCGAGUGCGUGUGAAGUAG
Messenger RNA from Peniophora sp. CBMAI 1063, 1218 nucleotides. The record is from the annotation of a GenBank genome assembly. Lineage: Eukaryota; Fungi; Basidiomycota; Agaricomycetes; Russulales; Peniophoraceae.